CAAAAAGUUUCAAUGAAAGUUUUCAAAAUUUACCUAAUCAAAUGUGCAUUCCUUCAUCAUCGGAUGCCUAAAAUACCGAAAACAAGGGUGAAAUAAAUUAACAAAAUACAUGGGAAAAUCCACCAUCAAGAUGUCUAACCAAGGUGCAAGGGAGGUAGGAGAGAGACAAUUGACAGAUGUACAACUUGCUAGAUUAGGAAUCCCAGAACUCGUGAGAAGAUAUCGUGAGUUGGAGCGUGAGAAAAUGCAAGCAAUGUCUGAACAUGGUAACCUCAUGAAAGAGGUCAAUAAACGUCUACAAGUACAUUUAAAUGAAAUCCGCAAUCUCAAAGAAGUGAACCAAAAAUUGGCUGAAGAUAAUCAAGAACUUAAAGACUUGUGUUGCUUUUUGGAUGAUGAUCGACAAAAAGGUCGUAAAUUAGCCCGAGAGUGGCAACGAUUUGGGCGUUACACGUCAGGUGUAAUGAAGAGUGAAGUGACAGACUAUCAAGACAGAUUAAAAGAUCUUGAGUCAAAUCAACAGCAAUUAAUAAAGGAAAAUACUGAGUUGAAAGAACUGUGUGUAUAUCUUGAUGAAGAGCGAGGCUCGGGGGAAGGGUCAUUGAAUGGGAGGGAUGAGGGUGAUGGGAGCAGCAAUGAGUUGAACACAGUAGAGCAACCAGCUAUACAAUCAAGUAGUACCACCCCCGUAAAUAGUAGCAUUACGGCAAUACCUCUUGUUAAUGAGGAAAUUUUACAGUACAUUAGGCAGUUAGAGACAAAAGUAGAUAGUCUUAAACGUGAAGUCCCUCACUCUCAGACUAAUAUGCGGAGAACUUCUGAGGGGUAUGGAGCUUUCCCACCCACAAAUCCACCCACCAAUGCACCCACCAGUUCACCCACCAGACCCCAGGCCAUUGUACAAGCCAUGAAGGUGCUAGAGGUUCAUGACCAAAUUGGGAGCGCCAGUUCUGAUACGGAAUACCUGGGCGAGGAUGAAAAGGCCAUCGUACUAGAGAUGUGUAAUGUGGUUUGGAAGAAACUGGGUGAUGUAAACUGAAGGAUUAUGAGAGAAUGGAAUAAAGUGCACAAUGAAGAACAUAUCGGUACAUAUCAGUAUUAUUGUAGAUUAUCGAUCACCAUGGUUAUCAGGUCCAUAACCAAGGGGAGAUUGGGGUGUUCGAGUGAACCUCCUCCCUGGCCAAAAAUUCUUUCAAAAUCAUGUAGUUUU
Molecule: messenger RNA, 1210 nt
Organism: Owenia fusiformis
Lineage: Eukaryota; Metazoa; Annelida; Polychaeta; Sabellida; Oweniidae
Source: the annotation of a GenBank genome assembly